AUCAGCUACCCCACCUCACCAUCCCCCAUCCCCCAUCCCCUCACCCUCCUCCCAAGGAUCCAACAUCAAUCUCCCAAUGGGCAAACAUCACGACGGCCGACCACUAGGACUAGUGCACCUACCUCUUGAUCUAGGAUAAAAGCCACUUCUAGGCCUUUUUUUCCCGCAUAUCCAUCCUGCCAAGCAUACACUGUCGAAACCCCUUUUAUGGAAGAUAGCCCUCACUAGUGCAAACCCCACGGCCUUGAUCCUUAGGCAUUUGGAUAUUGGACUGGAAAGGAACCAUCUGAGACUUGCUUUCUGUCUCGGGCAUCUCGAACUCGUCGAUUACCCACUUCAUCAUUUUGCCUGUGGUCAAACGACCAAAUAGAUCCGAGUCUUGCGCUUACACGCUGUUACACCCUCUUACCGGAUACACUCAACAAUAACCAAACAGCGAAACAAACCAAGACCGACGAGAGCAGCCGCCAAGAUGGGUCUAGCGUACAACACAUAUCUCAACAGCAAUAAGAUCUAUGGCUGCAAGAACUGCAAAGCCCACCUAGCCAACCAUGAGGACAUCAUCAGCCGAAACUUCCGCGGCCAGCACGGCAAGGCAUACCUCUUCAACGCGGUGGUCAACAUCGACGCGGGCGAGCCGAGCGAGCGCAACAUGACGACGGGGCGGCACAUUGUGCGGGACAUUGCGUGCCGGCAGUGCAAGGAGACGGUCGGGUGGAAGUACGACAAGGCGUACGAGUCGAGCGAGAAGUACAAGGAGGGCAAGUUCAUCCUCGAGGCGGAGAGGCUUUGCAAUGUCAGUUGAGGAGCUCACCGG
This is a messenger RNA of Phialemonium atrogriseum, 817 nucleotides long. Its product is annotated as Yippee/Mis18. The record is from RefSeq and is a predicted model, not a curated record. The transcript is spliced from 2 exons. Lineage: Eukaryota; Fungi; Ascomycota; Sordariomycetes; Cephalothecales; Cephalothecaceae. The coding region runs from base 473 to 805 and encodes 110 amino acids.